Messenger RNA from Drosophila sulfurigaster albostrigata, 737 nucleotides. RefSeq names its product angiopoietin-related protein 2-like. NCBI's taxonomy places the organism in Eukaryota, Metazoa, Arthropoda, Insecta, Diptera, Drosophilidae. The transcript is spliced from 2 exons. The record is from RefSeq and is a predicted model, not a curated record. The coding region runs from base 57 to 650 and encodes 197 amino acids.
AGAUUAAGUUACUAAAGAAACAACAAGAUAAUAAGUUCUGCCAUUCACAAAAUUAUAUGUUAAAUAGAACAAUACACAAUAAUACUCCAGCAAAUUGCACUGGCAAGAUCGAGGUUCCCGGCGUUGGUUUUAUUGAUGUUGUGUGUGAUAAUCAGUCAGCUGGGCCAGGUUGGUUUGUUAUAUAUCAGCGAAUUCGGAGAGUGCCUCGUUUAGAUAGAGACUGGGCCACCUAUCGCGAAGGAUUUGGUUCAAUGCACGACUAUUUUUUCUUCGGAUUGGAGAAAAUCUAUCUUCUAACGAGCUCACUACACCACGAGCUUUAUGUGCAUCUGGUUGCUUUGAAUGGCUCAACAUUUUACGCACACUAUGACGAUUUUAAAAUAUCUGAUGAGAGCAACGGAUACGCGCUGAGCUUGGGUGAAUGGCAUGGAAACGAAGACAAUCUAUUCAGCUACCAUGAAGGCAUGAAAUUCUCAACACACGAUCGAAACAAUAACAAAUAUGAUCCUAGGAAUUGUGCGUCUGAUCUCGCUAAUGGAUGGUGGUAUAAGGAUUGCGGUAUUUGUGACUUUAAUGGACUAUUUAUACGUAAUCAACACUGCGACUUCAAUGUCAAGGAAGUAAAGAUGCUUAUACGCCCCAAGCAAUAGAUGAACAUUUAUUGAUAAUCAAAACAUGUAAAUUGCAAAUUGGGAUCUUGAAUAUUGAAUAAAAUGCAUUGCGCUAUUUUUGCUUUA